Molecule: messenger RNA, 1752 nt
Organism: Melospiza melodia melodia
Lineage: Eukaryota; Metazoa; Chordata; Aves; Passeriformes; Passerellidae
Gene: GLDN
Product: gliomedin
Exons: 10
Coding region: 58-1353 (431 amino acids)
Biological process (GO): signal transduction
Cellular component (GO): cell surface
Source: RefSeq, a predicted model, not a curated record
AAGCGCAGCCGCCGCGGGGAGCGCGCCCGCGCACACGUGCGCGCCGACGGCGACGAGAUGAUGAUGAUGCUCACCUACUCCAUGGUGCCGGUCCGAGUGAUGGUGGAUUUGUGUAACAGCACAAAGGGGAUAUGUUUAACAGGCCCCCCAGGACCCCCAGGGCCUCCUGGGCUGCCUGGCUACAAUGGAUCAGAUGGAAUCCCAGGAACUCCAGGACAAAAGGGAGAACCAGGAGUAAAUGGAAAAAGAGGAAAAAUAGGUUUGCCAGGACCAAAAGGUGAUCAAGGACAGAAAGGAGAACCAGGAGAAAUGGGUUUGCCUGGCAAGGAUGGUAUGCCAGGAGGAAAAGGUGCAAGGGGAUCCAAGAGAAAAAAGGGGGAUGCAAACAAUGAUGUGAUAUUAGAAGGUGCAAAAGGUGAGCCUGGACCACCUGGGCCCCCUGGACCUCCUGGACCCCCAGGGCCUCCAGGUAAACGUAAAGGUAAAGCCAAAGUGGAGCUUCAGGAGAACAUCUACAGCAGCAAAUGCACAGAUGAGAUAUGUGGUGUACCAAAUGAUGAUACCCUCGCUGGAAAGGCUGAAGACAGAACCCCAGAACCCCCUUCAAAAAAAGCUGAAUGUGUCAUAACGUCUGUAGGAAGUCCUGAUCAGUAUGUCAGUGUACAGCAAACGUUUGGAACUUGGAUGAGGGAACCUGCCAACAUAAGUGAUGAAAGGAUUUGGCUCACCAUGCAUUUUUUAGGAAACUAUAUUAAAGAAUAUGAAAAUUUCGAUGCCUUGCUGAAUGGCAGCUACAGGAUCAUUAACAUCACAGGACUUUUCUAUGGAUGUGGUCAUGCAGUACAAAACAAUCAUCUCUACUACCAUCAGGGAGGAACCAGUUACAUUCAGAAGUUCGGGCUCGAUAAAGACUCGCAGCACACCCUGCACAUCAAAAAGGCCUUACACCAGGGCAAGAACUACCUCUUCUCUAACUCCAAGACGUAUUUCAACAUAGCAGUGGAUGAGAAGGGUCUUUGGAUUAUAUAUGCAUCAAGCAUUGAUGAAAAUAUAAUGGUAGCCAACAUUGAUGAAGAAAGCUUCUCAGUCAAUUGGCACAUCAAUACCACCUAUCCUAAAUCCAAGGCUGGUAAUGCAUUCAUAGCCUGUGGCAUUCUGUAUGUUACUGACACUAAGGACAUGACAGUAAGUUUUGCUUUUGAUUUACUGAAAGGGAAGCAGAUUGAUGCAAGGUUUAAGUUACGGUCUUCACAGUCUAUUCUUGCUAUGCUGUCGUACAGUCUGCGAGACAAGAAUUUGUACACGUGGGAGAAUGGAAGCUUAAUGGUAUACCCAGUCCGUUUUGGCACAUGAAUAUAUUUUCACAUGCCACCUUUGACUACAGCAUCUGUUUAAACUCUAUGACAUACACAUGGGAGUCUCUUCACUUGGAAUAAUUUUCUGUUUGCUGCUGGUGGUGUGUAAGUGUGUAUGAAAGGGAGAUCAGGUGCCUUUGUUUAAACACACUUCAAUUACAUAGGCCAUCCUCAUAUUUUUAAAAAAUUGUUGUUCACUAUUGCGGAUAGCACACAGCAUAGACAUACUUUUGUUUUUCCUGUUACUCAGCUGAUAAUUGUGUCUAAUGUACAUUGAUUAUUCCAUCAGCAGAGACUAUUUGUAACUUUUAUUUACCAUCAUCUUCUCUGCAAUAAUUUUCUAGUCAGUGAUGACAGUCUAAUAUAAACACCUAAAUAAUGAACUUUUGUGUACAAA